AUGUUGAAUAUGGAGGAUUUGAAAGCCCCUGUCAGAUUUGUCAACAAGUCAUCAUUCAGCAUCAGCAGCCUACUGUUUCGACGAGAGGGAGUGAUGAGUGACGACGGCGCCGCACUGGAUGGGAUCCUUUCCGGAUGCUCCAAGCUCCUUUCCAGAAAACACAUUUCUUCGGGGCUAUCUACUAGGCCUAAAGAAGUUUGUGCUCAAGAUGGAAAAUAUGAUUUAAAUAGAGACAAAAACUGUGACAAUAAAGAAUACGCAGUCCAAGAGGACAAACGAGUCUCCAGAAAUGGCAAAAGGGAAGACGGAAAAGAUACCGAGAGAGGAAAAGCCAAACCGGAGAAACCUCCUUUCAGCUAUAACGCUCUGAUAAUGAUGGCUAUUCGCCAGAGCCCGGAGCGAAGGCUUACCCUCAACGGCAUUUAUGAGUUCAUCAUAGGCAAUUUCCCUUACUAUCGAGAAAAUAGGCAAGGAUGGCAGAAUUCCAUCCGACAUAACCUGAGUUUGAACAAGUGCUUUGUCAAAAUACCUCGCCAUUAUGAUGACCCAGGCAAAGGCAACUACUGGAUGCUUGACCCUUCAAGCGAGAACAUGUUCAUAGAUGGCACAACUGGUAAACACCGGUGCCGUUCCACGGCGGGCACCCGGGCAAAGCUGGCAAUUAAACGGCAUUCCCGUUUGACCACCACUGCCGCCGGGCAGGCGUUCACUGGGUCAUUUUAUUGGCCGGUGCCAUCGUUUCUUAACCUUCAACAUCCUGCGCACUCACACCCGGGCACAGGGUCAUAUGUAGGGCCCCAUCAGUCCAACUAUGCCACCUCGAUCCUUUCUCAACGGUCACACCACGUGAGUGCCAUAAAUGCUAGGGCAGACCGACUCUUCCAAACAAACCAAGAGUCGUCUUAUGUUGGCAUGGGUGGAGGCGCGCAGUACUGUCGCCAUCACCAAAUGAGCGCAGCCACAACAUUCGCCUCUUCAUCGUUGCCAUGCACUUUGUCUCUCCCUAACCCUUGUUCCUUUAACCUGCUCUCCGGACAAGCGAGUUAUUUUUACUCGCAUCACCAGGUACCCCACCCGGCGACGUUCAAUGCAUGGUGCCAGGAGGAGUACCCCUCAUCCAAGGCAUCUCCAGCCGGACACAUUUACUCCGGAAAGAAUGGACCAUCGGAUUGCUUGGGGAGUUUAUGCAUGGAGUUCCCUAAUUAUUUUCCUCCAAGCAGCCACACGAGCCAGUGUGUUGCACGAGCACACUCAACACCCAUCUUUCUUGGGAUGCAGGGAAAUGACCAUAUUUAA
This is a messenger RNA of Salvelinus namaycush (lake trout), 1296 nucleotides long. RefSeq names its product forkhead box protein G1-like. The record is from RefSeq and is a predicted model, not a curated record. Gene Ontology annotation, cellular component: nucleus. The transcript has 2 exons. Gene Ontology annotation, biological process: regulation of transcription by RNA polymerase II. The coding region runs from base 1 to 1296 and encodes 431 amino acids. NCBI's taxonomy places the organism in Eukaryota, Metazoa, Chordata, Actinopteri, Salmoniformes, Salmonidae. Gene Ontology annotation, molecular function: DNA-binding transcription factor activity; sequence-specific double-stranded DNA binding.